AUGAAUGCACAAACACAACAAGAUUUUCUGCCAACUCAUGGACAGUACGCUCCUCAGUAUUCAGACCAGGUUGAGGUUGAAGAGCAGAUAUCAUAUAGUGGGAACUCAAUGACAUCUGACCCAGUGACACCGGCCCCUGAAGGCUUUCCAUAUGUCAAGGAGUUUGACCAGCUCAUGGAGUGCUAUGUUCGAAAAUCGACUAAAAGGCCUUUAAUACCCUCAAAAGAGGCAGGACUGAUCAAAGAAGUGCUUCUUAACUCUGAAGACACAUCCAGAGUGUCAGCAAAAUUUCGAGAUUGGGUGAAAAAAUCAUUCACACUCAAACCGAACAAUAACCAGACACAAAAAAAAGAACACUUAAUCUGCAGCAACGGAAAACCUAUUGUAAUUCAAGAGAAGUUCUUUAAAGUUCUGACAAGAGCACAUCAGCAAUGCCAACAUAAAGGCCAGACUAAAACUGCAGCUCAAGCUAGAAAGACAUAUUCUCGAAUCCCUGAGAAACUAGUUGCACAAUUCAUAGGAAUAUGCCCAACAUGUAAAUCAGCAGUAUCUAGUGCCUUCAGCGCCAGCGCCCAUCCCAAUGAAGAUUGGACAAAGAUAUCAGACUUGGCUGGACAACGGCGCAUACAAAAUCGAAUUGCUCAACGAAAGUACCGCAAAAAGCUAGAGCAACAACAUGUUGAGAGUUUGAAACAAAACAUCGCUUCUUCCUCAGCAUCUCUAGGACAAUCAAACAGGAAGCUCAUCCCUGCCCCAUCAAAAGUGAAGAAGUCUCAGUCUUCUUCACAGCAGCCCCUCACCAUGGAAAAGAACAAGGCUACAGAUGACCAGAACACAUCAAUGAUGAUGGUUCCGACUGAGUCACAAGAGGAGCAGGAUGUCAGCAUGUUCUCUGAUCAAUCAAUACUGCAACUGUUUGCCUCUUCCUCACUUACUUUUGCCGAUGAAUCAUACUCUUCAAACUACAGCUACUCACAAUAUUCCCAAGAAUCAACAUACUGCCUUGUCUGAUCCCAACCACCGAACCUCCACCCUCUAACUACUACAUUCAACCACUGUCUUCACAACUUGCUCAGGAACUAGUUUAUAUUCCUCUUUGUUGGGUUGCGCCUCAGCUUUGUCGCUGAUCCUUCUUGGGGUUGGAUAGAAUCUACUUCGGUAGGUAGGUGUUGACUAAUCCAUAUCAAGGUGCUUAUGUG
Messenger RNA from Blastomyces dermatitidis ER-3, 1199 nucleotides. RefSeq lists its product as uncharacterized. The transcript has 6 exons. The record is from RefSeq and is a predicted model, not a curated record. Lineage: Eukaryota; Fungi; Ascomycota; Eurotiomycetes; Onygenales; Ajellomycetaceae. The coding region runs from base 1 to 1011 and encodes 336 amino acids.